GGGAUACGAAGAUUAUAUCAAGUGGAUUUGUCAAGUAACUCAGUCCGAGAGAAUGACCCAGUAAUAUUGUUUUGACCAAAGUAAGUUUGACUCGGUUGUACUGAACAUGCAUCGCUUCGUGUGUCGUAGUUAGCCUCAGCGGGCACUUUGCGGGUCUUUUGUGCUUCAGGGCGCACUGGACUGUCAUCUCUGCGCGCUGUCACUUGUUGGACCCAUUACAGAAAUCGCAAAGUUGUUCUUUUCUUAACAAAAAAACAAGGCGUUUUGUUGGUUAACACAUGUUAGACACCUCGACGGCAGAAAAAAAAAAGAUUUAAUUUUGAUGUGGUAACUCGCAGGUGAGAGCCUAAUGGAUAUCCAUCGAGUUUAAGUGCAGCAGCGGAUUUUGGGAGCCCAGCUUGAUUACUGCUCUCAUCUGAAGUUGGAUCUCGUAAUCACUGCAAUGACGGAGUCCUCAAAACCGCCUUUAGGGAGGAUGAAGGCACGUGCCCCACCUCCGCCGCAGGCCCCUCAACCCGCUCCACGCCACAUCUUCAGAAACACUGUACCGGAUGGAGGAGGGACAUCAGGCAUGGACGCCAAGGAAAACAUGCUAAGGCCCACUGUGGAUUUCCAGCUUACUCUGCCACAGGGAUACCAGACUUCUGUAACAGAGGAGGGCAGUAAGGCGCUGAUGGACGUGCUGGUUGAGCUGUGUAGCCGCUACCACCUGAAUCCAGCACUGCAUACCCUGGAGCUUCUGUCGCCCGAGGGUCACCCUUUGGGGUUUAAGCCCAACGCUCUGCUGGGCUCCCUCAACGUGGCCUGUGUCUUCAUCAAGGAGAAAGUCUUGGAGGAGAAAGUGGUGCGCAGGCCGGCACCCAAAGUGCCAGAGAAAACAGUUCGUUUGAUGGUGAACUACCACGGCACCCAGAAGGCAGUGGUACGGGUCAACCCGUUGGUACCACUCCAGGCUCUGACGCCGGUCAUCUGUGACAAGUGUGAUUUUAACCCGGCACAUGUCCUGCUACUGAAGGACAGCAUCAGUCGCCACGAGUUACCACUGAACAAAUCUCUGACAGAGCUGGGGAUCAAGGAGCUCUACGUACACGAUCAGAGUUUAGACUCCAUUUGCUCCAGUACCACCAGUUUGGGGAGAGCAGAGAAGAAGGGCUUCCUGGGUAUCUUCCAGUUCAGCAGGAGGAAAUCAAAGACAGAGACAACAUCUGUGGACAUGGAUGGCUGUGAUGAUAAAGUAAUCCAAAAUACUGACACACAAUCCAAUGGUCUGUCCACGGUGUCCAUUGUCCCCAGUGUAGAAGAUCGGCCCAGCACCUUGGGCCAGUCUCAGUCAGUCAUGAAUAUGCCCAGGAUGUCUCCCAAGGCUGAAACCAAGAAGAGGAGGGCCCCAGCACCACCUGAGGCCCCGACACCCAUCAUGGGACACACUAGCUUCGAGGGCUAUCAGAUGGGCCCUGGCUCAGAAAGCCAGCAGAGGAAAAGAAAGGCUCCAGCCCCUCCUCCUACCCCAGCCUCUGAUGACACUUCAGCCUCUGCUGCUCCCACUCCUGAUAGCCACGCUACUGAAACACCUACCCCGGCCUCCCGCACCAAGGUGGCACAGUCAAUUCCAGUCUCCUCUACAGUUGUGGUAAUGCAAACAAUAAAACCGGCCCCCUUGAAAACAGCAGUAGAACCUACCACACCACCCGCCAGCUCCCCAACCCCGAGCAGCAGCACCACCGACAGCUUAGCUGUCCAGGAUUCCAGCUCUGACCUCAGCCACAGCCUUGAUGACUCAGAAGCAGACCUAGACCGGGCUGGUUCGCCCUGCAGCACCCUUACCAGCAGCACGGUGAGCGGGUCUCUGCCGGCUCAGCCAGCUACGAAAAGCUCCAGCAGCAGGAUGGAGGACUCUGAGAAGUCCAGCAGUGUGGCUGCCAAAUUAAAUCAAGACGCGACCUCAGCCAGCAGCUCAAGGUCGGAGACUGAGUCAGCCCUCAACCUGAAACUAGAUGAAGUUGAGAACAACAGACACAGCGCAAUUGGAACCACUGAUCAACCAGCGCCACCCAAACCUCGUCGCUCCCCGGCCCGGGAACCACCACAGCUUGUCCUACCCCCUACCCCGUCCACUCCUCCCCCGCCCUCCCCUCCCACUGAACCCACACAAAGUAACUCCCCAGAGAGCCCCGUGGAGGUGGAGGAAGCAGCUCCCCAGUCCUGGCUCCAUUCAAUGCAGAACUCCGCAGCCAGUGGCCAGAAACCAGAAACUGAAACACCUGAGGAGGAAACUCUGUCCCUUGGCAGCAGUAGUGGUGGCAGCAGCCUGCCUGACCAGGGUUACGCGGCCUCAGAGGGCAUGGCAGAAGGCGAGGACUCAGGCAUGGUCAGCUCUCCAUCUGACACCCAGUCCACAUCCCCAGAUGGGAGUUUAUCUCUGGAUGGAAGUAGCGGAAGCGGAGGAGAGAGACUGCUGGGACCAGUACGGGACAAUUCCAGUGACAGUGAUGAGGGAUGUGCCACCUGGGGAUCAAGACACAGGCACAAUGACAUCAGCCCAAAGGCAAAGUCAGGCAAGCUGAAAGACAGCUAUGAAGACUCAGAGCUCACAGCCCAGCUCCAUCAGACUCUGGCAGAUUUUGAAGCAGACCUUGCAGACCACAUAGAUAUUGCCUCGGCAAAGGAGACUCCCUAUACCAUGUCCACAGACAGUAAUGAGGUACCAGUGUCUGUAGUGGACAUGGAUGUGCCAGUCACAGCCAUAGAUGAAGUGCUGGAGGACUAUGAACGCAACAUUGCAGAAAAUGAGACAAAGUCACUUAACAGGACUGAGUCAGUGGGCAGCAAAGGUUCAGGUUUUUGUCGCCAGUCCAGCACAGAGCCACAGAACAAAAACAACAAUGCUUGUACAGCUGCUGACAUUAAUAAAAGCAGCAGUGCAAAUGCUAAGCAGCCGUCUCAACCUGAGCAGCACAGAAAGUCACUGGAGCACAGAUCUAUAAAUGAUAAAAAGGAAGAAGAGAUCAUUCAGACAAAAAUUAAAGAGAUGAGUAUCAGUGAUACCAACAGUGUGAAAGAGGAUAAACAAAGAAAAACAUCUGCAGUGAAAUCUAAUCUCGACAUGCAGAAACAGAGCAAGGGCACUGAGAUCAAACCAGAUCCUGUCAAAAGUGACGCUCAGUCUUAUCAAGAGAAGAAACCUGUUCUACCACCAACCAGUCAGAGAUCAGUGUCUACAGAAAGAGCUGAAGAGACACACAAAGUUUACCAAAAUAACUCUAGCUCUAAUACUUCACAUGGAAAAAUCACUCGCAAUGUCACAUCACGUUUCGGUAUGAAAACUUUCACCGUGGUCCCUCCCAAACCUUCUGUCAUGCAUGCUGCUACAAGAGAUCCAGCUGUCACAUUAACUACCGGCGCCAUUAAGAUUGACGAUCAAGGAAACAUGGUGAAAGUGGGUAUCUCCCGGAACAAAGUUGGUGGUUCAUCGGAGUCAGGGAUUAAUUGCAGAGAGGGGUCUCCUCUUCUUGGGAAAGCCAAAGCUUUUUGGAGCUCGAACGAGAAGGAAAUUGCUGUGCCACACAGCAAAGGUCAGAUUAAUAAGGAGAACACAGAAGGCCUGAGAAGUACUCCAACUGUAAGUCCAGAAACUACAUGGAAGACCAGUAACACAGAGUGCCUGAAAACAACACAAAGUAUGCUGUAUAAACCUGCAGAGAGAGCCCAGCCUAUAGAGAUGGUUAAAGAAGAAGCUAAAGAAUUAGUGAAAGACAUCCACAUUGCAAAGGAGGAGCCGGUAGAGGUGGAGAACAAGAUGUCAAUGCCCAAAAACAUCCAGCAGCCAAGUACUAAACCUGCCCCUCCCCCUUCACUCCUUCCAGGCCUGAAAAGAGACCUGUCCUUCCUCAAACCAUCCAGACGAACCUCAAGCCAUUACAUGGCAUCUGCCAUCACUAAAUACACCCCAAAGACCUCAGCUAAACCCAACUCCAUCCCUAACACCCCUGACUCCUCUGCUUCUGUGAAAACAAAGAAUAUCAACUUCCAGAGAUCGACCCAGUCCAUACAAGUGAAUCCACACCAAUCUUUCCAGUCAUCUUUGUCAAAUAAUAAGGAGAAUGACUCUGGUUCUACACCCAACCCUUCUGGUCCUGUGAGGUUCAUGAGCUCCCCAGAGUAUGUGUCAGAUAGCCAGAGAGAUUUUGGACAAGUGAGACUGGACAGGGGAGGAAUUGGAACUUGUGUUGGAUCCACCAAAGGAAGCUCUAAUACGCUGGAAACAGAAACAGCCAAGAAUAAGCACAUUCAGUCUAGUGGCCCCACCCAGAUAACUGUGACCGCCGACAGUGACGGAGACAAUGUUAAAAAUAUUUGGCCCAGAAGCCCCAGCCCUGCACAGAGCAGUCCUCUGCACUCAUCUGCCAAACCACCCACAGCCCCAAAGACCAUAUCCCAAGGCCAGACAAGUAACACAAGAGACAUGACCAAGGCAGGCCCCGAUCCAACACCUGAUGCGAGACCACAACCUUCUGUCACAGUGUCAGACAGUGAUGAUAUAUCACAGCCGGUGACAGUGUUUGGGCCUGUUAAAAAGUUCAAACCAGUUAUCUGUAGAUCUGUGGAGAAAGAGACAUCUCUGCACAGCAGCCUGAUGGAGGCAAUCCAGACAGGGGGAGGCAGGGACAGGCUCAAAAAGAUAUCCACUUCUGGUCCCAGCAGCAUGAAGAAAGCAUCUUAUGUUGAGGAGGAGAAUGAGAGGUCUGCUCUUCUGGCAGCCAUUAGAGCCCAAAUCAACUCCAGCGGGCUGAGGAAGACCAAAUCUGAAGCUGCAGAUGAGCUUGAGAGGUUCAGGAAGCUGGCUUCUGAAGAGGAGAGAAGUGCAGACCCUUCCUCCUCUCCCUCUCCUCCCUCUUUGACUUCCAUUUCACCUCCUGCCUUUAUCCCUCCACCUCCACCACCACCAGCACCCAUGGUUGCACCUCCACCUCCUCCCCCUGUCUUGCCCCAGGGUAAGCCUAGUGCUGUGACAAAUCUGAGCGCUAACGCCCCCAUGAACCCUGCCUUGGCCAGGGAGGCUAUGCUGGAGGCCAUUCGUUCUGGAUCCGCUGCUGAGAGACUAAAAAAGGUUGCUGUGCCCACAAAGACGGUCCAAGUGAAUGGGAGACUGGGAACAAUCAAAGCAACCUCCUCAGCACUCCCCCAGCAGUAAGAGGGAAGCUCACAUCCUCGCAACAAGGAUUAGUUGAUCAAAUUCCAUUCUGGUUUUUGCUUUUUGCCAUUAUACUUUUUUUGCAGCAGACAUUUAGAAAACUGGAUUCAGUCAUACUUUGAGUGAAUGUUAUUUGAACUUCACAUCGCUCACUACCAGUCUUAGGGAGCUCACUUACAUUAUCCACUAAAAAAAAAAAAAAAAAAAAAUAUAUAUAUAUAUAUAUA
This is a messenger RNA of Toxotes jaculatrix (banded archerfish), 5418 nucleotides long. RefSeq names its product cordon-bleu WH2 repeat protein (gene cobl). NCBI's taxonomy places the organism in Eukaryota, Metazoa, Chordata, Actinopteri, Toxotidae. The transcript is spliced from 17 exons. The record is from RefSeq and is a predicted model, not a curated record. Bases 443 to 5191 code for a protein of 1582 amino acids. Gene Ontology annotation, molecular function: actin monomer binding. Gene Ontology annotation, biological process: actin filament polymerization; actin filament network formation. Gene Ontology annotation, cellular component: terminal web; actin filament; ruffle.